Molecule: messenger RNA, 932 nt
Organism: Diprion similis
Lineage: Eukaryota; Metazoa; Arthropoda; Insecta; Hymenoptera; Diprionidae
Gene: Pban
Product: PBAN-type neuropeptides-like
Exons: 3
Coding region: 188-715 (175 amino acids)
Biological process (GO): pheromone biosynthetic process; neuropeptide signaling pathway
Molecular function (GO): neuropeptide hormone activity
Source: RefSeq, a predicted model, not a curated record
AAUUACCAUUGAGUCGAGAUUGUCAAUGUAGGGUAGGGGAAAGGGUGUUGUCAGCGGGGUGGUUUUCCUGCCCCCGUGAGAGGCGCCUCGGCAAUCCUCCCCGUGAGAUUGCGCCUCCUAUAUAACCUGAGGAUUUCGUUUUACCGAACACCACUCGACUAAGAGGUUCAAUCCAGUGUACAGCAGCAUGAUCCUCUUUACCAAGCAUUUCUCUGUCUGUACGAGCUUCGCUCUCCUCAUCACCUGCGCCACGGCUGAAUACGACACCAGAGAAACCGAAUUAAAUGGCGGCCGAUUACCGGAGGAAAAUAGCAUGUGCUCGGGAACAAGCUGCGCGAAGCGAAGUCCCCUGAACGGUGCUGCUGGUUCAAUGUGGUUCGGGCCGCGUCUCGGCCGCAGGCGAAGAUCCGACGAGAGGCUGGACAUGGACCCGGAGGAGACGAACGCGAUCGCCGACGUGAUAAACGGUGCGCCCUGGGCCUUGGUUUCCAUCCCAGGAGGCAAACGUCACGCUUUGCAGGUUUUCACCCCGAGAUUGGGGCGGGAAUUAGGUGAGAAUUACGGGUUCAAUUCUCUGUCCGGCGACCAGGGCGGGAAUCAGGAUGACAUAGAGCAGCGUUCUCCACCUUUCGCACCGCGUCUUGGACGUCGUCUUCCCUUCGCACCUUCGCCGCGUCUGGGUCGCGAGCUUCGAGCACUUUUCCAGAAGGUCUAGAUAUGUCCACACGUCCAGGGAUUCCUGCUCCGGAACCCCUGAAUUUAGUCCACUUCCGUUGUAACAUAAUUUUACAUUGAUUGAUAUAAUUAUUAUAAUUAAAUGGUAUAUUACACGAUUAUACUGUAUAUUAGCCGUACUAUUACCUAUGUGACAACCUCUGUAAUGUGUAAUCAAACGCGAUAUUGCAAUAGAAAGUUGAAAAUUAAAAAGAAAA